Anisakis simplex (herring worm) is the source of this 651-nucleotide messenger RNA. Lineage: Eukaryota; Metazoa; Nematoda; Chromadorea; Rhabditida; Anisakidae. The record is from the annotation of a GenBank genome assembly.
AUGUCAAAACGUUUAUUAACAAACGAGAGUUCGAUGGAUGGUGUGAUUGAAGAGCACACUCCUUACGUGCUUAUCGAGGGUGUUCUCGAGAAAUCAAAACAACGCAAAGAAACUUUCUUAAAGUUCACUAGACGACGUUCAAAGGCAAAAUGGAGUAAGCGAUAUUUUGUAUUACGUUGUGGAGAGAUUCCGGACGCGUUCUAUCUGGAUCAGUAUACCAGUCAACAUCGUAAUUCCAAAAUUCGUAAAACACUACGGAUGGACCGAGUAUCGCAGGUCGAUACGAAUAUUUCGUCAAAAGAUAAUACGAAGAGUUGGAUAUUUGCUAUACAUUUCUGUGGCAAUGCUGAUAUUCAUAAUGUGAAUGGUAAUAAUGAGAGUGGUAAUAUCGAGGAUGGUCAUCAUUCCAAUAAGAACAAAUCCGUUCUUUAUUUGGCUGCUUCAUCUGAAGAUGAGAUGAAUCGCUGGGUUGCGCAGUUAUGUUAUGCAUGCAAUUUGGAGAAGCAGGACGACAAUGAACCAUAUUCAAUGGAUACGUUGAAUAUUAAUGAACAGUUUGCGGGGCAAGUCGAAUUACUAAUAUUUGCGAUUAAUAACAAUCAGUUGAAUGCUGGCGUGGGACGGGGCUGGUCAUCGUUUAAUGGAAUAUAA